AUGGUGUCGCUGAAGCUGCAGAAGCGGCUCGCCGCCAGCGUCCUCAAGUGCGGCAAACGAAAGGUCUGGGUUGACCCCAAUGAAGUCAGUGAAAUCUACAAGGCCAAUUCCCGACAAAAUAUUUGGAAGUUGAUUAAUAAUGGUUUUAUCAUCAGGAAGCCAACCAAGAUUCACUCUCGAUCCCGUGCUCUCAGAAUGAAGGAGGCCAAGAGAAAGGGACGUCACUCUGGAUAUGAAUCGAAACCCGAACAGAGGGUCCUGAGGCGCUUGCUGUGUAAAUACAGGGAGUCGAAGAAGAUUGACAAGCACAUGUGUCAUGACAUGUACAUGAAGCUGAAGGUUAAUGUUUUCAAGAGCAAACGUGUUCUGAUGGAGAGCAUCCACAAGUCUAAGGCUGAAAAGGCGAGAAAGAAGACGUUGUCUGAUCAGUUUGAGGCUAAGAGAGCAAAGAACAAGGCUAGUAGGGAAAGAAAGAUUGCAAGGAGGGAGGAACGUCUGGCCCAGGUGACUACAACUUUGAUAAUAGUUGGAUUGCAUGCAGAUGCUUUGAAAAUGACAAAAAAUAAGGAUUAUGAAUAA
Molecule: messenger RNA, 579 nt
Organism: Fraxinus pennsylvanica
Lineage: Eukaryota; Viridiplantae; Streptophyta; Magnoliopsida; Lamiales; Oleaceae
Source: the annotation of a GenBank genome assembly